AACGGUCCAUCAGUUGGAGUCACACCAGAGAGCGUACUGAUUCAGUUGGAAGAGUUGAGGAAAGAGAAUAUGGCAAUCCGCAAGGAAAUGAAAGAAUUGAGAGAACUUUAUGACAAUUUAGACAAACGUAUACUGCCGAUUUGCUCGACCAGAAAUUGGCUAAGUGGAUUAGGAAGACGCUUACUGAUAUUGGGUGAUGGUAAUUUAUCAUUCAGCGCUUCGAUCGUUUCAAUGCUAUCAUCAGAUCUCGAUCUGAUUGUGGCUACGGUUUUCGAAUACGAACAUUUAUUCGGGUUGCGUUAUCCAUCAGCGAUUGAAAUGCUCGAGAGACUGAGAGAUUCAUAUCCACGUGUUCGUGUUGUAUUUGCUGUUGAUGCACGACGGAUUCCAUCCGAGUGGAUGACAACGUUCCGAUUCGAUGAUAUCAUUUGGAAUUUCCCACAUCCUGGUUGUAAAACAAACUUGCGCAAAAGUCGACAGCUGAUGAGAGAUGUCUUUGAGAGUGUGUCCUCUUCACUACCAAAUGCGAAAUUUCAUGUAACAUUAGCAAGGAAUCAAUCAGGUUUAGAUCAUGAAUCAGUCAUAUGCAACAGAAAUCUUUUCCAACGCUCAACUCCACCAUCACAUCGCUCUGAUAGUUGGCAGAUUGCUUAUUUGGCUGCUGAAUCAGAUUACAUUAUCGACGCAGUGCAUUCCUUUGCUCCUCAACUGUUUCCCUUUUACAGUGCUUCUGGAUAUCGUAAUCGUGAUCGACGUUUUCACAACGAUUCCAACGCUGAAACAUUCACUUUCAUUAAAACUCCAGCUAUAAGCGUCUUGCACGAAUUGAAGAAAUACGAGAUGAGAAAAGAUGACGAAAAGAAAUUUGGAUGCUUCCAUGAGUUGAGGCCAUAUUUUAAGCAUGAUAUCUCGAUAUUGUUUGAAGAAACAAAUGAGAUAUCGUAUUGGGAAGGUGUUUUGUUUGAGGUGAUCCAUGAAGCGUGUGGUUCACUUGUGGUGACCAUUGAAGAAUUAGAAGAAUUGAGAUCCUUUGCUCCGAACGGUUUGCCGAAUCGAAUUUAUCGACUCAUAUGGCAGUCAUGGAGCAAAGCGUUAAGUAAAAAGUUGUGCAAUUCUCUGCAAGAACAACUUCGAGAUUUUAUUGUGUUCGUUGUGAAGAAACGUCACUUGAAGAUGUUAAGAAUAUNUGAGAUGAUGUCAACGGGUAAUGAUUAUGUAUCUUGUUUUAACUUGCAGCAAGGUGUUGCCAGUUUAAUGUCAAAGCCUGCUGAGCAGGCAAGUGGCAAACCUGCCGAGAAGCCAUCUGCCGGAGGGGCUGAUGGUGACGAAGAUUUUGAAUUGUUUGGUUCAUCGGAUGAAGAGGUCGACGAAGAGAAGGAACGUAUCAAAGAAGAGAGACUGAAGGCUUACGCAGCUAAAAAAGCGCUUAAGCCAGCGACUAUCGCAAAGUCGUCCGUUAUUUUAGAUGUUAAGCCUUGGGAUGAUGAAACACCAAUGGAGAAACUAGAAGAAUUCGUUCGCGGAAUCGAGAAAGACGGCCUUGUCUGGGGUGGUGGUAAGCUAAUUCCACUUGCUUAUGGCAUUAGGAAGUUGCAAAUCAUUUGUGUGAUCGAAGAUGAGAAGGUCUCAGUUGAUGACCUCAUCGACAUGAUUACCGAAGACGGAUCUGAUUUCGUGAGUUUUCUGCUAAUGUUCUUCAUUCAUUCACAUUCAAAUGAGGCGUUUUGUAAAAUUUACAUGCAGAAACAGUUCUCAUCACUGUUGUAA
This is a messenger RNA of Anisakis simplex (herring worm), 1767 nucleotides long. The record is from the annotation of a GenBank genome assembly. Lineage: Eukaryota; Metazoa; Nematoda; Chromadorea; Rhabditida; Anisakidae.